CUUCGUUGUCUCUGGAAGGAGAAAAGAGGCAAAGCAAAAUAAAAUUCCUAUCUUUCUUGACAGAGAGGCAACCAAAACUAUAAAUAAUUGAAUCAGAAUUUUCGAAAGCUAGAAAGUGAGAGAGGAUGGAGAAUUAAGCUGAAAGGGGAUUAGGGUUUUUGUUUGGUUCUGAGAAUCGAAUCGAAUCCAUAUCCGUGGUUCUUCAAUGGCGGGUCUCUCUCUCAAAUGCGGGGACUGUGGGGCCCUUCUGAAAUCUGUAGAAGAAGCUCAAGAACACGCAGAGCUUACUUCUCACUCGAAUUUCUCCGAAUCAACGGAAGCCGUCCUCAAUCUUGUCUGCACUACUUGUCGCAAGCCUUGCCGAUCAAAAACUGAAAGCGAUUUGCAUACGAAAAGAACAGGGCACACUGAGUUUGUUGAUAAGACUUCGGAGGCAGCCAAACCGAUCUCUUUAGAGGUUCCAAAAUCCUCUGCUCCUGAUCAGCCGGAGGAAGGCACUGAAGCUGGUGAAAGUAGUCAGCCUGAAGAAAUGGUUGUUCCUGAAGUUGAUAUGAACCUGCUUGGUGAACUUGAAGCAAUGGGAUUCCCAAAGGCCCGGGCAACACGUGCACUUCAUUAUUCUGGCAAUGCUAGCAUUGAGGCGGCUGUGAAUUGGGUUAUUGAACAUGAGAAUGACCCUGACAUUGAUCAGAUGCCUGAGGUACCUGCCAAUAGCAAAGUUGAGGCUGCAAAACCAAAACCAUCUCUUACUCCGGAGGAAAUGAAGAUCAAAGCACAAGAAUUAAGGGAGCGAGCUCGGAAAAAGAAAGAGGAGGAGGAAAAGAGAAUGGAAAUUGAAAGGGAGAAGGAAAGGAUUCGAGCUGGCAAGGAACUACUUGAAGCAAAGCGAAUUGAGGAGGAACAGGAAAGAAAACGUUUAUUGGCCUUCCGGAAAGCAGAGAAGGAGGAAGAGAAAAGAGCAAGGGAGAAAAUCAGACAGAAACUAGAGGAAGAUAAGGUCCUACCUGGAUUUUUGCAUCAUUAUUAUCAUUUAUUGCAGUUAAAUGAUCAGCAUUAUGGUUCAUAUUUUCUUACAAUCUGGAGAUGUUUGUUUUUUCUUAGUUUGCAUGUCGAUUUCUUAUAGAGAAAGUAAUAACAU
Molecule: messenger RNA, 1138 nt
Organism: Macadamia integrifolia
Lineage: Eukaryota; Viridiplantae; Streptophyta; Magnoliopsida; Proteales; Proteaceae
Product: chromatin assembly factor 1 subunit A-like
Exons: 8
Coding region: 206-1123 (305 amino acids)
Molecular function (GO): protein binding
Source: RefSeq, a predicted model, not a curated record